Messenger RNA from Symbiodinium sp. CCMP2456, 591 nucleotides. The record is from the annotation of a GenBank genome assembly. Lineage: Eukaryota; Dinophyceae; Suessiales; Symbiodiniaceae.
AUGAAACUCACCGAACUCCACGUCGACGGCUUUGGCGUUUGGAACGAACUGCGGCUGCGUGAGUUGUCCCCUUCGAUCACGGUCCUGUACGGGCCGAACGAGGCGGGCAAGACCACGCUGAUGCACUUCCUGCGGGCCAUGCUGUAUGGCGUCACCAAGGAACGCCGCGAGCGUUACCUGCCGCCGCGCAACGGCGGGCGUCCCGGCGGUUCACUGGGGCUAAUCACCGACGACGGUCCGUUCGAUGUCGUGCGCUACGUCGAGCGCGGCGACGACGACCGCGGCCGCGUUACCAUCAACCUCCCCGACGGCGAAGCCCAGGGCGACCGUCUGCUACGCGACGCGCUGGAGUCGGUCGACGAGCGGACGUACUGCAACGUCUUCGCGAUCGGCCUCGACGAGAUCAACGAGCUCGGCGCGCUCGAGGGCGCCGAGGCGGCGCGGUGGAUCUAUCGGCUCACGUCGGGCCUCGACCGCGUCUCGUUGUACGACGUGAUCCAGGGCUUGCGCACCAGCCGCAAACAACUGAUCGCGCCGGCGGGUGAAUCGUCGGUGAUCGGCGACCUGCUCGGCAAACGCGACAAGCUGCAG